Molecule: messenger RNA, 849 nt
Organism: Merops nubicus (carmine bee-eater)
Lineage: Eukaryota; Metazoa; Chordata; Aves; Coraciiformes; Meropidae
Product: GTP-binding protein Di-Ras2
Exons: 1
Coding region: 46-636 (196 amino acids)
Biological process (GO): signal transduction
Cellular component (GO): plasma membrane
Molecular function (GO): GTP binding; GTPase activity; GDP binding
Source: RefSeq, a predicted model, not a curated record
CCCAGAUCUUUUUCCUUUAGCUGAGCAACAGCCACACCAAAAAACAUGCCUGAGCAAAGCAAUGAUUACAGGGUUGUUGUGUUUGGAGCUGGAGGAGUGGGCAAAAGUUCUUUGGUCUUGAGAUUUGUGAAGGGCACUUUCAGAGAGAGCUACAUCCCUACCAUUGAAGACACCUAUCGGCAGGUGAUCAGCUGUGAUAAAAGCAUAUGUACUUUGCAGAUAACUGAUACUACAGGAAGCCAUCAAUUUCCCGCCAUGCAGCGUCUUUCUAUUUCUAAAGGACAUGCUUUCAUUUUGGUUUACUCGAUCACCAGUCAUCAGUCCUUGGAAGAAUUAAAACCAAUCUAUGAACAAAUAUGUCAGAUUAAAGGAGAUGUAGAAAGCAUUCCAAUAAUGCUGGUGGGGAACAAAAAUGAUGAGAAUCAAAAUCGAGAAGUGGACAGCAGUGAAGGAGAAGCCAUGGCUAAGAAGUGGAAAUGUGCUUUCAUGGAGACCUCUGCCAAGCUGAACCACAAUGUGAAAGAGUUGUUGCUGAACCUAGAGAAACGCAGGACUGUGAGUUUACAAAUCGACGGUAAAAAAAGCAAGCAGCAGAAAAGGAAAGAGAAACUGAAAGGAAAAUGUGUGGUGAUGUGAAAUUGUUGUCAGAAGUCAGCUAUGCAGUGUCACCUGCUUGAAAAUACCCAUGUAAAACCUAUAGACAGCAAACGGCCAUGCAAGACCAUAUUUAUUAGUACCUAUUUUAAAAGAAAUAUUUGGAAUUUGAAAAAAUUAGUUACUGUGGUUACUAUGAAAAAAGCCAACAAUUAAGAAAAUUAUGUACUGUAGCUAUGAGAAAGAAAAAAAAAA